Messenger RNA from Suillus subalutaceus, 2718 nucleotides. RefSeq names its product U3 small nucleolar RNA-associated protein. Bases 1 to 2718 code for a protein of 905 amino acids. NCBI's taxonomy places the organism in Eukaryota, Fungi, Basidiomycota, Agaricomycetes, Boletales, Suillaceae. Gene Ontology annotation, molecular function: U3 snoRNA binding; protein binding. The transcript has 7 exons. Gene Ontology annotation, biological process: endonucleolytic cleavage to generate mature 5'-end of SSU-rRNA from (SSU-rRNA, 5.8S rRNA, LSU-rRNA); endonucleolytic cleavage in 5'-ETS of tricistronic rRNA transcript (SSU-rRNA, 5.8S rRNA, LSU-rRNA). The record is from RefSeq and is a predicted model, not a curated record. Gene Ontology annotation, cellular component: small-subunit processome; nucleolus; 90S preribosome.
AUGGCAUCCACAGGUGGCAAAUCCAGAUUGAAAACAGUCUAUAAAAACAAGCGUUCUAUUGGACCGCUUCAUACGUGUGGAUCUGUCGCGGUCUCUGGUGAUGGGAGCAAACUCAUCACUUGUGUUGCAGAGGAAGCUGUGCUCACCAAUAUUUUGACGGGCGAAGAAAUAUGUCGGUUUGCAGGGGACACUCAAUCGAUUACUUCGCUGUGCUUGACCCCAUCGGCUUCGCAACUGAUUGUAUUCACUUCUGCUCCUUCUUUGCGUGUGUACGAGAUCCCCACUGCUGCCGCAAGCAAUAAAAUACAUCCCGUUCGAGUGGUUGCUCGUGCACAUGAUGCCCCCGUACACGUCUGCACCAUCGAUCCAUCCUCCACAUAUCUUGCUUCGGGCUCUGCGGACGGUGUUGUCAAGGUUUGGGACAUCAAACGUGGCUACGUCACUCACAUCUUCAAAGGGCACGGCGGCAUUGUGAGCGCGUUGAAGUUCAACUUCCCCCGAGACCCUUCUGUCGUGGUCUCACAAAAUAUACUCCAACUCAUCACGGCCUCCGUGGACACUCGCAUCCGGAUAUUUGAUUUAACGGCAACCGCAAGCAAGGGGGAUCAAGGUGCACUACGUCCGAUCGCUGUUCUCGAAGGGCACGUUUCUGUUCCCCGGGGUUUGGACGUGACUCCUGACGGAAAAUGGCUUAUAAGCGGGGGAAGAGACUCUGUUGUUUUGGUCUGGAACUUGCACGCGAAGUCGAUUGGAGCGAAAUCCGCAGAAGCCACUAAGGGGAAAGGAAAGAGCAAUUCACCUGUACUGGCUCAAACCAUUCCUGUUAUGGAACGCGUUGAGGCAGUUGGGUUGUUGCAGGCCGGGGACUUGGUUCCUAGUAGUAGUGCUUCCCAACUGCGUUUCUACACUGCUGGGGAGAAAGGUAUCAUCCGGAUAUGGAACGUAAAGGAUUCAUCCGUCUUAUAUUCCCUCAGCCAGGCGGCAGACCUACAGACUGAAGAUCAAGAGGAGCAGCGUCAGAUUGUAGAAGCUGUCUACUUGCCGUUAAUAUCGACGAUCGUCUCGGUACACGCAGACCAGAAUAUCCUGUUCUACGACCUGAACACCCGAAAUCUCCACCGGCAACUCAUCGGUUUCAAUGACGAGAUCGUUGAUGCGGUUUUCCUGUCUCCAAAAUCUGUCGAUUCUCACAUUGCAUUCGCUACAAAUUCAUCCCUCAUCCGGAUUUAUUCAACUGCAGGGCUAGAUGCGCGGCUCUUAACUGGUCACACCGAAAUUGUGUUAUCGCUUGACCAUGGCGCGGGAGGCAAACUCUUUGCGAGUGGAAGCAAAGAUCGCUCUGUUCGAUUAUGGGCGCCUGCAUCUCCGAACGACAACCUGCCGACGGAGUGGGGCUGCGUUGCCAUCUGCGAAGGUCAUGCAGAAAGCGUAGGCACCAUCGCAAUGUCGCGAGCUUCCGGCGAAGAUGGCACCACGGGUGUGCAAUUUAUGUUCAGCGGCAGUCAGGACCGCACGAUCAAGAUGUGCAUGGCCAAAAGCCUCAUGAAAUGCAAGAGUUUGACCACUCAUAAAGCACACGAGAAAGACAUUAAUUCUCUCGAUGUCGCACCCAACGACCGCCUCUUGGCAUCUGGAUCGCAAGACCGCACAGCUAAAAUAUAUGAAAUCGAUUUUUCCCGUGCAACUGGAGACCGCUCUGCACACGGAGAGAUCAAGCUACUGGGAACCUGUAAAGGCCACAAGCGGGGCAUUUGGACGGUCAAGUUUGGUCGCUCGGAGCGCGUCCUCGCAACCGGAAGCGGGGAUAAAACCGUAAAAUUGUGGAACUUGGAGGAUUUCACUUGCGUGAAAACGUUCGAGGGACAUACCAACUCCGUGUUGAGAGUUGAUUUCAUCGAUCACGGCAUGCAGCUCGUUACAUCAGCGUCCGAUGGCCUUGUCAAACUGUGGAAUGUACGCGAAGAAGAGUGUACGGCUACCAUGGACAAUCACGAAGACAAAGUUUGGGCACUUGCCGUCAGCACGGAUGAGCGUACGAUUGUGUCAGCAGCAGCGGACUCUGUAGUGACAUUCUGGCAAGAUUGUACUGAGGAACAGGAACGAGAGGAGGAGGCUAAACGUUCCGAGCUGGUCUUGAGGGAGCAAGAUUUCAUGAACUAUCUGUCCCUUCAUGACUAUCGUAAAGCUAUACAACUUGCCCUCGCUAUGCAACAGCCUGGAAGAUUGUUAUCGCUGUUUAAAGGCAUUCGUGCUACCCCAUCGGAAUCCGCAGCUGAUGCAUCAUCGGUCACUGGCAACAGCGCAGUUGAUGAGGUGCUACGGACCCUCGGCGGGUCUGAUCUUGCCCGCCUCUUACGCUAUGUUCGUGACUGGAAUCCCAAUGCUAAGACAAGCGGAGUGGCGCAAGGGGUGUUGUAUGCAGUCAUGAAACUAAGAUCGGCGGACGAUGUCAUAGCGGCAUUUACGGACGAGGCUCAGGAAGGUAUCUUACAAUCCUCUGGUCAAGAGAGCGUGAAAAGUACUGCGAGCGGCAAUACUGCAUUGAAGGAACUCGUCGAUGGUAUGAUUCCAUACACUGAACGGCAUCUAUCCAGAGUGGACCGCCUUGUUCAGGAUAGUUUCGUGGUGGACUAUAUCCUGAGCGAGAUGGAUGACGGAAUGUUUGAUGGUCAGGAGGUAGAUACUAUGGACAUAGAUACAUAUGAGGUUAGUUCAUAG